GUCAUUAAGCUGUUGGGAGCGUGACACAUGAGAAGAAAACAUGAUCCACAGACAGCAACAACGAUUGUUUCUAUAUAACCUUAGAGUCUGCAAAUUUAUUGCAGCAUACUAAAACAACUCACAGUUUGUCUCUUUCAAACUUUGUUUUAUUUUGUCCCUUGAAAUUGACAUUUUAAAUUUGUGAACUCUCUCUACCCCUCUCCUUCUCCGUCGACUGUAUUUUUUUUCCUCGUAUUAUUAGUAUAAACUCUCAUUAUAUUCACAUUUUUCUUUGCCUCGGUUUCUUCGCUGUUGGCCUAUAUAACCUACCAAGUUAUUUCGUGCACCUAACAAAGCAAAGUCGCAACCAACCUCUUUUUCCCUUUUAGCAUUAGAUUUUUGGGUUCUGGAUUGUUGUCUUAAAGAAUGGCCAAUGCUAUGUUGCACCUAACAGUUGGGACUCUUCAACUUCAUGGCAGUUCUGGAAUUCAUUUCCAAGGUGGAAAUAAUUCAGUGAGAUUGGUUCCCAAAGGUUUCAAGGUGGAAGUUGGGUUCUGCAAGAGAGGGAUUUGUAGUUCCGGAGAGAAGAAAUUCAGUAUUAUUCAAGCCUCAGCUUCUCAAACCUCUGUUUUUGAUCCUGUUUUAUCUCCCUCUAACAAUGGCACGCAUGAAUCUCUCAAGAAAUCAAAUGAAGCAGCUUUGAUACUGAUUCGCCAUGGGGAGUCUUUAUGGAAUGAAAAGAACCUGUUUACAGGUUGCGUUGAUGUGCCUUUAACCAAGAAGGGAGUGGAAGAGGCAAUUGAAGCCGGCAAAAGAAUCAGCAACAUACCUGUCGACAUGAUAUUUACAUCAGCACUAAUUCGUGCACAGAUGACCGCUAUGCUAGCCAUGACACAGCACCGAAGAAAGAAGGUGCCAAUUAUCAUGCAUAAUGAGAAUGAGCAAGCAAGGGUAUGGAGUCAAAUACAUAGUGAAGACACCAUAAAACAAUCAAUUCCAGUUAUAGCAGCUUGGCAAUUGAAUGAAAGAAUGUAUGGAGAAUUACAAGGUCUCAAUAAACAGGAAACUGCAGAUAGAUUUGGGAAGGAAAAAGUUCAUGAGUGGCGUAGAAGUUAUGAUAUACCACCACCAAAUGGCGAGAGUUUGGAAAUGUGUGCUGAAAGAGCUGUUGCAUAUUUUAAAGAUGAGAUUGAACCCCAACUUCUAUCUGGAAAGAAUGUCAUGAUUGCUGCACAUGGGAACUCCUUAAGGUCUAUCAUUAUGUAUCUUGAUAAGUUAACCUCACAGGAGGUUAUCAGCUUAGAACUAUCAACCGGGAUACCCAUGCUUUACAUUUUUAAAGAGGGGAAGUUCAUUAGAAGGGGAAGUCCCAUCGCACCAACAGAGGCUGGAGUUUAUGCUUAUACUAGGAAGUUGGCUCAGUACAGGCAGAAACUAGAUGAGAUGUUGCAUUGACAUGCCCCUUUUCAGUAUAGGUAACAUCAAAUUCUGGCUUUUAUCUAGCUCCCUUUCCCACUCACAUAAUUUUACAGUUUCUUUCCCUUGUUCCCUAGGAGAGCCUACUUGCAUGAUCAUUUACAUCUACGAUUGCAUUAGUUGUUAUGUCGGGCCAAAUACCUAAGGUCAGCUACUGUCACAGUUGAUUUUUCUUUUGGUUGCGGUAAUCUUAUAGUUCCAUCCUUAUAAUUCUAGUUACGUGCAUCUCUGGAAAAGAUAGUGAUCCCUACAACGGAUAUACAUACAGCAAUAAGAACUUUACUUCAUUUGUCUUUUGUAUUGAGAAACUAUGGAGUGCAAUUUUGAAUAUUCUUUUCCCCUCAAA
This is a messenger RNA of Gossypium arboreum, 1801 nucleotides long. Its product is annotated as 2,3-bisphosphoglycerate-dependent phosphoglycerate mutase 1-like. The coding region runs from base 406 to 1434 and encodes 342 amino acids. The record is from RefSeq and is a predicted model, not a curated record. The transcript has 8 exons. Lineage: Eukaryota; Viridiplantae; Streptophyta; Magnoliopsida; Malvales; Malvaceae. Gene Ontology annotation, biological process: glycolytic process. Gene Ontology annotation, molecular function: intramolecular phosphotransferase activity.